Neltuma alba is the source of this 957-nucleotide messenger RNA. RefSeq lists its product as uncharacterized. Lineage: Eukaryota; Viridiplantae; Streptophyta; Magnoliopsida; Fabales; Fabaceae. The record is from RefSeq and is a predicted model, not a curated record. The transcript has a single exon. Bases 1 to 957 code for a protein of 318 amino acids.
AUGCAUGAAUUAUUUGGAAACAAAGCAUCAUCAUCUUCAUCUUCUGCGAUUCCUCCAAACUUUCUUCACUUUCUUAAUAAAAAGAAAGUGAGAAUCCUCUUCUCUAGCAAUGGACUGCUUCUAUGUAAAAUCACAAGACAGAGAAAACCACAAGAAGUGGAAUUAUUUAUUUGUAACCCCACAACACAAACAUACUCCUCCAUUGCUACACCACCUGGUUUGUUAGAAAAUCCUCAUCGUCUAUCCUUUGCCUUUGGAUGCAACCAUAAUAAUAAAGGAGUUGAUGAUAAUGGGGAGUAUCAGUUAAUUCUAUUGGAAUAUAAUGAAGACCAAGAAGGAUCAGAGUAUUUUGUUUGUAAAGAUUACAUGCCGAAAGAAGGUGUGUGGAAAGAGAGAGAGAAAAGCUCAUUUAUGGGUCAAAAGUUAUAUUAUCAUGGUGCUCCAUUUAAAAAGUACAUAUUAACAUACAAUUUUGAGAGUGGUGAGACAAGAAGGGUUCUUUAUCCGAAAGAAGUUGUUCAAAAUGGGUUUGAUGGAAGAAAGUUCUUCAAGUGGGACAAAGUUAGAGGAUCAAAUAUGGAUAUGGAUGAGAUAUGUUUGGUGGUUUUGGAAAUGGAUGAUCUUGUCUUCACUUUCUGGCUUUUGACUGAUCAUAAAUCGUCUUCUUGGUCAAAGUUUUUGACAUUGAAUUUGAAAGAAAUGGGGUUGGAUAGGUUUUCCUUGAUCUAUGAAUUUGCAAUAUUGAAUGGGAAUUCUUUUGUUUUUGCUACAACAGGAUAUGUGUAUAGGUAUGAUCUAAUUGGUGGAAGAGAGAAAAAACUUGAAAGAAUUUGUGAACACAAUGGCGAACAUAGUUUGAGAUUGGAAUUCAUCUCUUAUUCUAAUACUCUUUGUUCAUGUGGAGCUGAUGCCAAAGGCUUGCCCUCCUUCCUGUCAAGAAAAAGAAGGAGGAAUUAA